CAAAAUUAAUAACAUACUUAAUCUAUUAUAUAAAGACUCAGUUGAGUCUCUUAUGGAUCUAGAAAUUAAGUAAAAAAAAUUCUUCGUCAACAACUUAUUUUUUUAUUUCUUGAGAAUCAUUUCAAAACUUCUGCCGAAGUGUCUCCUUUAACAAUUAAUUGAUCUCGAAAAUCCAUAGUUAUCUCUCAGAUCACUCAAUCGAUAAUCACUCAAUCGACUCUCUUCUGCUUGCUAAAUUGAAGUAGAGAGAAAGAGAAAGAGAGAUGACAAGCGGAGACGAAUCGAUGACAGAUCUACAAUACUCCUCUGUUCACUCACAUCAUCGCUACUGCCGGCGAGCCACCUCUAGCUGUGUCUAUAUGGCUCUCUCUAGAAACAAGGAUUACUUCUCGAAAUGGGGAGAGAGUGGUGAAGUUGAUCUAAUGGAUGAGCUAGAGCGUCUCAUCAUCUUGACUGCAAGUAAAUGUUUACUUGGUCGACAAGGUCGAGAAAACGCUCAGGCAAAUCAGAGAACGAUACGAUCGGAUCCGAAGUCAUUGGCUUGCUCAUUGCUGCUCUGUUUACAGGACAACACACUAGCUCUAUCACUUCCACAUGGACCGGUGGUCCGGUGCUUAUCUGAUGAAAUACAAGAGUACUUCUCAACUGCUUUGGAUGAGCAGAAGAGGCAGAUUGAGAAACAUGGAGACCAGACUGAUCACGAUAUCUUCUUCGAGAUGGAUGUUCUCUUCCGCUACAUCAAAGAAGUGUUGAGGCUUCACCCUCCAUUGAUCAUGUUCACGAGAGCACAAUUCUCAACUGGGAGAGAAGAGGACAAAGCCGUAGGAGCAUUUUCGUACAUUUCAUUCGGUGGAGGCAGGCACGUGUGUCUUUACCUUCAGAUUAAAACCAUAUGGAGUCAUUUGUUGCGAAUCUUUGAGCAUGAUCUUAUUUCACCUGACUGGAACGCUAUGGUGGUUGGCGUUAAAGGGAAUGUGAUGGUGCGUUACAAGCUGCGCCAAUUGCUUUCCAAGUUGGUUGGUUCUGUGAAUAUGAUAAUCCAAAUGGAGAUUUGA
Molecule: messenger RNA, 1055 nt
Organism: Thlaspi arvense
Lineage: Eukaryota; Viridiplantae; Streptophyta; Magnoliopsida; Brassicales; Brassicaceae
Source: the annotation of a GenBank genome assembly